Molecule: messenger RNA, 825 nt
Organism: Astrephomene gubernaculifera
Lineage: Eukaryota; Viridiplantae; Chlorophyta; Chlorophyceae; Chlamydomonadales; Astrephomenaceae
Source: the annotation of a GenBank genome assembly
UUUCCUCGCUCCCCGCCGUUGGACGUGACCAGCGGCGAAAAUGGUGUCUCUUAAGCUGCAGAAGCGGCUUGCCGCUUCAGUCCUAAGCUGUGGUCUGCGCAAGGUUUGGCUCGACCCCAAUGAGGUCAACGAGAUUUCUAUGGCCAACUCCCGCCAGAACGUGCGGAAGUUGAUCAAGGACGGCCUCAUCUUCAGGAAGCAGCCCGUCAUCCACUCCCGCGACCGCGCUCGUCGCUCCGCGGAGGCCAAGGCCAAGGGCCGCCACACCGGCUACGGUAAGCGCCGCGGUACCCGCGAGGCGCGCCUGCCCCAGAAGGUGAUGUGGAUCCGGCGCCUGCGUGUCCUGCGCCGCCUGCUGAAGAAGUACCGCGACUCGAAGAAGAUCGACAAGCACCUCUACCACGAGCUCUACAUGAAGGUCAAGGGUAACGUCUUCAAGAACAAGCGUGUGCUCAUGGAGGCUGUGCACAAGCAGAAGGCGGAGAAGGUGCGCGAGAAGACCAUCGCCGACCAGUUCGAGGCCCGCCGCGCCAAGAACAAGGCCGCGCGCGAGCGCAAGGCUUCCCGGCGCGAGGAGAGGCUGGCUGCGGGCCUGCACCUCGAGGCCCCGGCGACCAAGCCCGCCCCCGCCGCCAAGAAGUAGACGGUUUGCCGGCAAUCACCUGGUUGGUAGUUGUUGACAACUGUAACAUUCCGGGGCUCUGAUCGCCUGUCUCUAUAACGUUGUCAUGGCAAGCCAUGGUUGCACUUAGCAAGAGGGAGCCUAGUCAAGCACCUUGCGGUGCCGUUUCCAAGGCAGCUCCCAGUAUAAGUUGGCCCCGAACA